AUGUUCUGUUGCUCGAGAACGGUUACUGCGUCUGUCACUUUCGAUCCGCCGGACGCCAAUACGUUCACGGUCCCCGAUCGUCAUCAGAGCCCCAUCAUAGAACGGGGAACUCAAUCCAAGUCCCCCGCUCCAUCCGAUUCCCUUAACGUCGAUGCAACGCAACUAGUAUCGGGAGGAGAUGAUGAUCCAUACACUGAGUUUUUCACGUCCUCUCAUUCAAUUCCGCCCCCAGACGACGAGCCCUCAUCGGCUCGUCGUCUUUGGCAUGCCAUAUCUCGACGUCGUCCGUCGGCAGGCCAGUCAUCGCAUGCGUGCCGUUCUCUCUGGAAUCGCGCUCACUCCCUCAUCUCCGCCGGCUCUCGACGUUCAGCUCAGGACACUGAUCAACUGAAGGAUGCUGUCACGGUCGCUCCGAUAAUGCGAUCUCCCGACAUCGUUACAGUAUCCGCCGGAUAUGUGGCCAUGCCACGCAAAAUCAAGAAGAAGAAGGAAGAUGCUCCUCCAACACACCUGGCGUCCGGACAGCCAGUCGCUCACGCCCUGGAUGACUCGGAGUCAAUCCAGGGUCGUUGGAACAAAUUUCUGGAUGGGAUCUGUUUCCCCUGCGGGCGCUUUCACGAGGAUACAUCGCCGUCGUCGUCUACCUUCAUCCCGGCUAUCACAUCCGACCUUGUUGCUUACCUCGCUGACCUCCAUCCUCAUCCUCGAUAUGCCGCCCAUACCACCGCCUGUCUUCACCGAGCCCUCUCCCUUAUAGCGGAGGAAGCGAUAAAACGAUCUCAAAGUGGGCAGUACCCGAGGAGACUUUGCCUAAUGCAUAUCCUCACCAUAAAAAUGAGAACCCGCAAUGCAGCACUUCUCAAUGCGCAAAAGGUCAUCGAUCUCAACCCCUCGUCCUAUCGCGGGUACCAGUUGAAGCACGCAGCCCUUCAUGACGCACAACGCUAUGACGAAGCCAUCACGGCCAUCGAAUUCAUGCUCUCUAGGUUGCAAACUGCUGGUGGUAUCCAAGGCUGCGCCAGUAUUAUCUCAGUCCGUCCGAAGCAGAGCAUUAAGGAAGUGGUGGAGAUGUUUUUCCGUUGCGUCAUGCUAUCACACAGGUGGGGAGACAAGGAACCACUACUGCACGAUAUCCGGGGCAAGGUUGUGUACGAGCUGAAGGCAGAUGGCGGAAUUACGAAGUUGCAGUCGUUCUGCAAAAUCGCCCGUGAUUCAGGGUAUCGCUGGGCGUGGAGCGAUACCUCCUGCAUCAACAAGAAUGAUAACCUUGAACUCCAACCAUCACUCAACUCCAUGUUCGUUUGGUAUCGUCACUUGUCGCUUACCAUCAUCUACAUGCACUCCCCGUUUCGCAUAUCGCCGGCUGCAUCUGCAUUGCAUUGCAUUCCCUGUCACAGAUAUCAGACGGAGAUACAAUUAAGACGAGGAGACGUGUUUCACACAAGCUGGUUCAGUUCUCGGGGGCAGGGUGCACUCGGCGAACGUUCCUACUCGUCCGCAGACGGAGAGCGUGGCUAG
Suillus clintonianus is the source of this 1518-nucleotide messenger RNA. RefSeq lists its product as uncharacterized. The transcript is spliced from 10 exons. The record is from RefSeq and is a predicted model, not a curated record. The coding region runs from base 1 to 1518 and encodes 505 amino acids. Gene Ontology annotation, molecular function: protein binding. Lineage: Eukaryota; Fungi; Basidiomycota; Agaricomycetes; Boletales; Suillaceae.